Molecule: messenger RNA, 1488 nt
Organism: Fibroporia radiculosa
Lineage: Eukaryota; Fungi; Basidiomycota; Agaricomycetes; Polyporales; Fibroporiaceae
Exons: 5
Coding region: 1-1488 (495 amino acids)
Cellular component (GO): mitochondrial matrix
Molecular function (GO): identical protein binding; pyridoxal phosphate binding; transaminase activity
Source: RefSeq, a predicted model, not a curated record
AUGCGCGGCCCGGCAGGAUCCACAGGUCGGACGCUUACUCGGCAUGGAAGAAAAUAUCGAGGGGUCAGGCUGGCUUCUUCACUAACAGAGAAUGCCCCGCGUGCUGCUCCCAAGCUCCCCGCGAAGCCAAGCACUCGUUACACGAGCGUGACUCACGCGGAGGAUACAACCUCUAUCUCCGCAGGCGUGAAGGCCCUGCUCGACCGAUCCAAUGCUUACAUUCUACCCGUGUAUGCCCGCCCGCCGUUCGUGCUCUCGCAUGGAAAGGGUGCAUAUGUGUGGGACACGGAGGGGCGCAGGUACCUGGACUUCAGCGCCGGGAUCGCCGUGAAUGCGCUAGGCCAUGCGGACCAGGGUGUGGCUAACGUGCUAGCAUCGGAGGCAGCAACCCUACUGCACACAAGCAAUGCGUACCACCAUAAAUGGGCGGGGAAGCUCGCAGAGCUCCUUGUGACGCUUACACAGCGGGAAGGCGGACUCGGCUGGGAAGGCGGAUCCACCCACUCGUCUUCUAGUGGGAGUAGUGGUGCAAAAGUCUUCUUCUCGAACUCUGGCACAGAGGCGAACGAGGGUGCUCUGAAAAUCGCGCGGAAGUUGGGCAAGGCGCGCUGGGCCGCGGCAACGGGUAAAGAGUGGGACGACCCUUCGUGCGACAAACACGAGAUUGUCUGCUUCGAAAGUGCAUUUCACGGACGUUCCAUGGGAGCGCUGAGCGUGACCACAAAUGCCAAGUAUCAGAAACCGUUCACCCCUCUCAUUCCGGGGAUCAGGGUGGGCAAGCUCAAUGCUGCAGAUGAUUUGGAGAGACUGGUCGGUGAAAAGACGUGUGCCGUGAUCGUGGAGCCUAUUCAAGGCGAGGGUGGAAUUCAUCCCGCCGAAGUCAAGUGGCUCCAGGCCCUCCGGAAGAAAUGCGAUGAAGUUGGUGCAGUGCUAAUCUAUGACGAGAUACAGUGCGGUUUGUAUAGGACGGGUGACUUAUGGGCUCAUUCGACGUUGCCGGUUGAUGCACACCCAGACAUUGUGACGAUGGCAAAGCCGUUGGCCAAUGGGUAUCCUAUUGGGGCGGUUCUCAUGCGAGAUCAUGUUGCUGAGACGAUGACAGCAGGGACACACGGAACGACAUUCGGUGGUUCGCCGCUGGCCUGUGCGCUGGGCUACUACGUGUUGUCGCGCGUGUCAGAGCGUCCGUUCGUCGCGAACAUCGCAGAGACGAGCGCGUAUCUACACGACCGUCUUUCGCAGCUGCCGGGGUGGUUUCCCGACAUUCUACAGCCUGGCGUGCGCGGGAGGGGGCUGAUUCUGGGCCUCGGAUUCAGGGACGGGACGCACCCUGCGAAGCUGGUAGGGAUGGCGCGGGAACGGGGGGUGCUGCUUCUGACGGCGGGGGCGGACGCGGUGCGCCUGGUACCGAGUCUGAACAUCGGGCAGGCAGAGGUGGACGUUGCGGUGGAUGUGAUUGAGAGUUGUCUGGGGCACGGAGUAGCAUGA